Brassicogethes aeneus is the source of this 2727-nucleotide messenger RNA. The record is from the annotation of a GenBank genome assembly. NCBI's taxonomy places the organism in Eukaryota, Metazoa, Arthropoda, Insecta, Coleoptera, Nitidulidae.
GAUAAGCGUAUGCUUAAAGCAAACUUUGUGUUCAGUAGUUGAUAGUGGGAAAUGUGGGGAAGAUGUGCUUCCUCAAAAGCGUAAUGUUUUUGUUUAUUGCCAUGAAGAGUGUCGAAGAGGUGGCCCCUUUUAAAACAAUUUACGAAAUAUCGCAAUGGUUUUCCCAAGGUUUCAAAGCCCAUUUAAGCCCAUCAGUGAUGCUGGAAUUCAAUGAAAAUACACAUUACACUUUACAUCCUGGAGGAUUAAAAGUAAUGCAAGAAUUCGAUUCGAGUGCUAUUGUUUUUUUUGUUUUUGUGUUUAUAAUCCCUUUGUUAAGCCUAGGGAUAUCCAUUGUGCUUCUGGUGAGAUUUAAAGUUACUUCAAAAUGCCUCAACAUUGCCUUAAGUGUUGUACUUUUUAUAUUAUUCAUACCACUCAUGUAUGGUUUUGUCUCCACUGCCAUAAGUAACGCUGAAUUACAGAAAGGCUUCAGAAAUUACUCAGAGAAUAUGGAUGAAAGCAUAGAUGACACAGAAGUAUUUUACACAACAUUAGAAAAGGAAUUCAUAAACCAAAUAGAGAACACGUACAGUGAUUAUUACAACAAGCAACAAAAACUGUUCCAAAGUUACGCCAAAACUAUGAAAACGCCUUUGGAAAAAUUCAACAACCUUCACCAGUAUUAUCCGGAAGUUAUCAGCAUACUCAACAAACUGGAAGACUACACAAACAAAACCUGCACGCUGGAAAAACAAGCGAAACUCUUCCAAUCUGAUUCGCAAUCAUGGAACAACCGUCUCAGCAAAAACUUCAAAGAACUGAAUGGUUACAACACGACCACCAUAGAAGAGAUUAAGAAAAUCAACAUGUCCAUAGCGACAAACAACAUGCAAAACCUCAACUAUGUCUGCGAGAAUUUCACAGAACUUCCAGUGAAAAAAUUAAGGGCCAACUUGGGGCAGAAAGUCAAAUCUUUCCAGGACGCUUUCGCGGAAAAAAACAUCACCACCAUCAACAAUUUGAUCAAGUUUAACAUGAGUUUGUAUUUCACCAAAAAAAACAGCACCGAGUUUUUUAAAGCAAGCAAAAAAGCCAUCAGGGAUACAAAAUUGAGUUUCGCCGAAAUAACGAAGGAUCAGCUGCAAUCUGAUGGUGAAGUUUUGGGGGAUAAAUCUGCUGAUUAUCAAGCUUUGACGGUAUCAAUAUUGACGUUAUUUUUGGUGGGAGUUCUACUGAUUUUUUUCAGGAUGAUGUACAACUUCCCCCUUGAAAAACAGCUGAUAGGCAAAAUAAUUUUCUACCUUGGGUUAUUUUGCAUCGUUGUAUUAAAGUUGCUAUUAACUCUACUAGUACAAGACUCAUUCUCAUUUUGGUAUGGAACACAGAAUUCUAUAUGCAACAAAAACAAAUCCGACUUGGUAACAUUCGUAGACACUUCUUACGGAUUAAACAACUCGCUGACCAAAUUCUAUCACCACUGUGAUUACAACAAGACCUUUUACAGUGACUACAGUGAAGACGAAAAAAUCAAAAAGUUUAUAUUCGACAAUGAACUUAAUGUUGACAUUUUAAAACCUGAUACUUUCGUGUAUAGUGAUUUUGAGUUAUUACCCGAGGACAGUAUACUGGAUGUUAAAAUUAUUCUGGACAAUGUAGCACAGUUACUUGUGAGAUCCAAUAGCAAUAUGAAUGCCAUAAAAGUUGAAGUUGAGCCUAUUUUAGCUUUGCGCGAUAAGUAUAACUAUUUGAGUAAAUUAACAAAGGAAAGUUUGGAAGAAAAUCUCGAAGAUAACACAGAUUUGGUUGGGUUCCAAGCUAAAAUGAAGAAUGCCUUCAAUAACUUCCACGUAAAGCUCUACAACUCGUAUAAAGGUAUACAGAGUGUUAUGAUGGAGUUAAAUGAGUUUAAGAAUGUUAAUUUUUGGGGUGUUCUGGAUGGUUCGUCCAGUAAUAUAGAAAGACUGCAAGAUAAUAUGGUGAGAAAUGUAAUGGAGGAUAUACGGAAGACAUCUGAGACUUAUAAGGAGUCAUCAAUAGCUUUGACCACAACUUACCUUGGUAAAAUAGGUGAAAACUUCGAAAAUACUAUAGGCAGAUGUGAAUCACUCAUAUCAGUUUUUAAUAGAGCUUUAAUCAACUGCAAAAUUAUCCUACAACCUCUGAAUGCCUUAUGGGUGGGAGCCUUCCUGGUCCUUCUAACCUUAUUCCCCAUUUCACUCCUCAUAGCAAUGUGGAACUUUGCACCAAAGAUGGAACCGGAAGCGGAACCGGAAGAAGCAAACAACUACUACGAAGUGACACCACUGCAGAGGCAAGAAAUUCCCCUGGUUUUGGGGAAAGACACCACAGACUCUCCCACCAAAAAAUCCGCAAGGUUGGAGUCGAAAGACAUUGAGUUGAAGCCUUUGAAUGUCCAGGAGGUUUCAAGUUCCCCCGAGCUAGACGAAAGUGGUUCGCAGGUGUUAAGCUGGGUUUACAACGAUUACGAGCACACCGAAUUACCACCACCAUACAAAGAGUUCGAAUCUCCGCAGCCAAAGAGAUUAUCAGUUAAUUUAACAAGGAGUGACAUGUCGACUUACAAGCGAUCAGUUUCCAGAGAUGACCAACACUACUAAAUAUCAAUGUAGAAACCAAAAUAAAAUUAUACAUGUGCAAUUAUACUAUUUGAGAUUGUUCAAAAUAUUUGUAAAUACGUAGAUGUUUCAUGAGCUUUAUAAUUUUUUAAUAAAAUUUAUUGAAAAC